GGUUGUUGAGGCGUUUAUGGAUUUCAGUACAGUAUGAUCGAGCUUAUAAAUAUUAAUAUCCACCUCCAUCGGAUCGAGCUUAUGAAUAUUAAUAGCUCAAUGGAGGCUGCGUGUGUAAAGUAGACAUUUCUGCCAUAUGGCAAGAGCGCCGUCGUCGGGUCGUAAAUCGUAAAUGAAGAAAACAGAAGUUCACACAGUAAACAACGCGGUGGUACGAUAGCUGGUACCUGCAGUUAUCAUUACUCGAUAAGUAGUUUGCUUCGAGAUCAACUCACUCAUUUGUUGCAUUGCUGAAUACAGACAACCGGGCUGAAUCAUGGCAUUCGAAAGGGUCUUCGAAUACAUCGGUGAGUUUGGACCGUACCAGAAACGAAUUCUUCAUCUGGUCUGCCUAAUAGCUCUACCCACUGCUAUCCACACCAUGUUACCAGUGUUCAUUAACGCAGACACCGAUCAUCACUGUCAAAUAAAGUAUUUAGAUGGCAUGAACUGCUCUCGAUGGGAUCUGACUACCAAUGAAUGCGAAGACGCGAAACUUCGCCUGAGUAUUCCAGAUGACGACGAAAGUACUAUUUUUGUUGAUGAGCGUAAAUGUAUGAUUCGCAAUAUUAGCGUAGAUGAGUUCUAUCCAGAUUUGAACGAGACCGAAAUUGAACAAUUUGAUGUGGUUGACUGUUACGCUGGUUGGACUUACGAUACAUCACAAUACAAGAGUACAAUUGUACAAGAGUUUGAUAUUGUGUGUGGUCAGAGUCAUAGAGCGACAACGUCAUGGACUGUUUACUUUGGUGGAGUUCUUUUUGGUUCAUUCUUGUUCGGGAAUAUCGCAGAUCUGUUUGGUCGGAAACCAACCUUCUUUAUUGCACUUGGUUUACAAGUUGUUAGUGAGAUUCUCAUUGCAUUUGUUCCAGCUUUCUGGCUAUAUAGUUUAUGCCGAUUCAUCGUAGGAAUGGCAAACAUGGGUGUUUACCUUAUUGGGUUUGUACUAGUGACUGAAUACGUUGGACCCACAAAACGCACGAUGGCCGGCUCGUUAUUUGCUAUUUAUUGGUCACUAGGAUAUAUGUUCAUUGCUGUUCUAGCCUUUCUCUUCAGAGAAUGGCGAAAACUAAUCAUCGUUUCAACAUGUGUAGGCGUACCACUCUUCUUUAUAUUUCCAUUUGUCCCUGAAUCAGUUCAGUGGCUGAAUUCAAAAAGCAAGAAAGAGGAAGCCAAGGAGGUAUUGAGAAAAAUUGCUACUUCAAACAAGACACAGAUUCCUGAAGGCGUUCUUGAUGAGAUCCUAACUGAAAAGCAAAUGGUUUGUGAAUAGUUGUAUUUACUAUGGGUUAUCUCUCGGUUCGUCUGACUUGGGAGUGAAUGAUUAUCUAGCUGGAGCUAUGUAUGGAUUCGUUGAAUUACCAGCAUACCUACUUAGUUGGUUAGCCUUGCGAUACCUCGGAAGACGACU
Molecule: messenger RNA, 1450 nt
Organism: Anneissia japonica
Lineage: Eukaryota; Metazoa; Echinodermata; Crinoidea; Comatulida; Comatulidae
Product: organic cation transporter protein-like
Exons: 7
Coding region: 317-1312 (331 amino acids)
Biological process (GO): transmembrane transport
Cellular component (GO): membrane
Molecular function (GO): transmembrane transporter activity
Source: RefSeq, a predicted model, not a curated record